Molecule: messenger RNA, 1211 nt
Organism: Pleuronectes platessa (European plaice)
Lineage: Eukaryota; Metazoa; Chordata; Actinopteri; Pleuronectiformes; Pleuronectidae
Gene: rnaseh2a
Product: ribonuclease H2, subunit A
Exons: 9
Coding region: 92-1018 (308 amino acids)
Biological process (GO): DNA replication, removal of RNA primer; mismatch repair
Cellular component (GO): ribonuclease H2 complex
Molecular function (GO): RNA binding; RNA-DNA hybrid ribonuclease activity
Source: RefSeq, a predicted model, not a curated record
CGCUCUUCCUGCGGCGCCAAACUCACGAAGCUGCAGAAAGUCUCCGGUAACUCCGCAAAGAAACGGCUUGUGGUUUCCUCUCGCAGCAGUCAUGGAUCUCGGCCCCUUUGAAACAGACAACUCUGUCAGCUGCCGGCUGGCUUCUCAGAUCCCUGAUGUCUGCAAGACGGAGGACUGCUGUCUGGGCAUUGAUGAGGCAGGCAGGGGGCCUGUGCUGGGCCCCAUGGUGUAUGGAAUAUGUUUCUGUCCAGUUUCCAAAAAGCAGCAGCUGAAGGACUCGAAAGUGGCAGAUUCAAAGACCCUAUCAGAGGCAGAAAGAGAAAAACUUUUCCAAAACUUGGAUGAAGCCAAAAGUUAUGUGGGCUGGGCGGUGCAGAUACUCUCCCCCAACACCAUCUCUACCAGCAUGUUACAGAGGACAAAAUACAACCUGAAUGCUCUGUCACAUGAUACAGCGAUUGGUCUAGUACAGUUUGCCUUGGACAGUGGAGUACAGCUCAAAGAGGUUUAUGUGGACACAGUCGGCCCAGCAGAUAAAUAUGAGGCAAAACUCUCCCAGCUGUUCCCGGGUAUCGAGGUGACCGUUCGGCCGAAAGCUGACUCCCUCUUCCCCGUUGUCAGUGCUGCAAGUAUCUGUGCGAAGGUUGCCAGGGAUCGUGUUGUAAAAGGCUGGAACUUUGCAGAGGACAUGGGAGAGGUGGAUACAGAUUACGGCUCAGGAUACCCAAAUGACCCCAAGACUAAAGCGUGGCUGCUGAAGUGCCUGGACCCAGUGUUUGGUUACCCUCAGUUUGUUCGAUUUAGCUGGAGCACUGCCCAAACCCUGAUGGACAGCAAAGCAGUGACUGUUCACUGGGAUGAUGACGAGGAGGACGGGGAGAAGGCAGCACAGCGGCAGCACAACAAGUCCAUGUUAUCCUACUUUAGUGCUUCAGCUGGAGGUAAAGACCAAAAUCCAUCCCACCAGACACACCGCUUCCUCACUGAGCGCAGACUGAAAAGCCUCUGCACACUCUGAAGACAUUAGUGGACAUCCCUGUACACACUGGGAAUCACAAGCUCAUUGUGGGAUCUUCAUAUACAACAAAUCAGUUUUGUGCAGAUGUGUAUGGACUGGGAUGAAACAUUGCUGGCACCUGUUUGUUAUCACAUUCUAUCUUUAUUUGUUCUGUUUGUAUUUUUUUUUAAUACAUAAAACCAUGUAAAAGUCA